AUGUCUCUGACGAACGAGCACAUCUGGGCUCCCAGCCCCUCCACCACACGCGGCCAACCCACCCAGCUUUCCUGCGACGCAAAAGGCGAAAGAUUGGCUUAUGCGUCCAACAAAUCUAUAUUCAUCCGCUCCAUUGACGACCCCGCAGUUGCGCGGCAAUACACAGAACACAAGGCCCAGGCCACCGUCGCGCGUUUCUCACCCUCGGGCUUCUACGUGGCCAGCGGAGAUGCUGCAGGUACCGUGAAGGUCUGGGACUGCGUUGGAGAAGGCAUCACAAAGGGGGAUUACUCGAUUGUCAAUGGCCGGAUUAACGACAUUGCAUGGGACGGCGACUCUCAGCGCAUCAUCGCUGUUGGAGAUGGCAAACAGAGAUACGGACACUGUUUCACCUGGGACAGCGGUAACAGUGUUGGUGAGAUAUAUGGUCACACGCAACCUAUCAACUCGGUUUCCAUCAGACAGCAGCGUCCUCUAAGAGCGGCCGCGGCCGGUGACGACAAGACGUUGGUGUUCUACCAUGGCGCGCCGUUCAAAUUCAACACGGGGAUCAGAGAUAAACACACUAAUUAUAUAUACGGUGUCUCUUUUAGCCCUGAUGGCUCACAACUGGUGAGCGUUGGAGGUGACCGUCGCAUAUGGCUAUAUGACGGUAAAACCGGCGAGUCGAAAGCCCAAAUUGGAGAAGGGGAGCACAAGGGCAGUAUUUUUGGAGUCUCGUGGUCCAAGGACUCACGGAAGCUGGUGACGGCGAGCGCAGACAGGACCGUGAAGCUCUGGGAUGUCGAGGCAGGGAAGGUAGCUCAGACUUGGAGCUUCGGCAACGAAGGCGCCGUCAAUCCCCUUGAUCAGCAAGUUGGUGUAGUCUGGCCAUCGGGACGAAGUGACGGUCUCGUUAUAAGCUUGUCUCUGAGCGGUGACCUGAACUAUCUUGUAGAGGGCACCCCGCAACCCAGACAGGUUCUGAAAGCUCACCAGAAGAACAUCACAUCAUUGACACGAUUCGCUUCCGCGGACGGCAAAGAAACUCUCUGGUCUGGAAGCUUUGAGGGUCGAGUACGUAGCUGGGAUGUGGCAACUGGAACGGCCGACACGGUCGAUGGGGACAAUCACACCAACUAUAUUGCCGGAUUAACAGCCACGCAAGAAGGCAAAGGCAGAAUCUACAGUGUCGGCUGGGACGACACUUUAAGGUCUAUAGACGUUGCGGCCAAGACGUAUACCGGCAGCCUGUCCAAGUUAUCGGCUCAGCCCAAGGGCGUUGCAGCCGCCGGGAACACGGUUCUUGUUGCACAAUCGGAUGCUAUCGAUAUCUACCAGGAUGGCAACAAGUCCGGCACAUUCAAGGCACCGGCUGAUGUGACUGCCGUAGCGGCGCAUGAAAUCACGGCUGCAUUUGCAGCGGAAGAUUUGAUUGUUCGUAUUGGAACAGUCACGCCGUCGGCAUUCACAUCACAGGUUGAAUUCAAAGCGUCGCGUAACCCGAUCUCGACCUUGGCUUUCUCCCCGGACGGAACCCUGCUGGCUGUUGGCGACUCGAGGGGCAGAAUCCUUGUAUUCAGGUCGAAAGAUGGCAGUCUAGUCACUGACCGCUGGACUGCUCAUACUUCUCGCAUCACGUCGAUUGCAUGGAACAGCAAGGGAACACAUGUUGCCAGUGGAUCCCUGGAUACGCAUAUCUUUGUCUGGAGCUUGGAAAAACCGGGCGACUGGAUCCAAGGUAACAAUGCGCACAAGGAGGGCGUGACUGGCGUUGCUUGGAUUGCAGACGAAACCAAGAUUGCCUCAGCAGGAACUGAUGCAGCGAUCAAGUUGCGAGAGGCGGCAUUCAUUCUCCCGCAUACGGGCCAGCGACUGAAGGGGCUGGUGAAUCUGGGAAGUCGCGAUGCUGCUCGAGAUGGCAGCGGCGAGGAACAACGUCCGCUGCUCGCCAGCAGCGACUCAACCACAGAAUCGUCGCAUCGAUCAUACGAAAUGGCAACACUCGCUGAGAAACUGAUAGAGUGGUGGGACAAGGUGCGCGCCUUUGCGGUCUCGGAACACGGCAAGGGCGUCUUCAAAUUUGGUCUCGCGUACCUGCUGGGUUCUUUGGCGACGUUUAUUCCUGCCAUCUCUGCCUUCCUGGGCCACCAGGAUGGGAAGCAUUUGGUCGCCACGGUCACGGUCUAUUUCCACCCGGCUCGGUCUAGAGGAAGCAUGUUCAAGGCCUUGAUAUGCGCUUGUCUCGCGUUCCUGUACACGACCUUCCUGUCGGUCACCAGCAUGUGCGUCUCGAUGUUUUUUGAGAACCUCGACCUUCUCGUCGUUGGCCAUAUCAUAGUCUUGACUAUCUUUUGUGGCGGAGGUUUUGCCUUUAUCGGAUGGACAAAGCAGAGGCUCAACGACCCUCUGGUCAAUGUUGCAUGCUCUCUGGCCUCGCUCUCUACAACUACUAUUCUUACAAAAGAAGGUGCCGUGCAAAAGGGGGACUUGUCAUUCGCCAAGAUUUCGCAGACGCUCAAGAUGCUGGUCAUGGGGGUUUGCGCCGCCAUGGCAGUGUCCUUCCUGAUCUUUCCCAUAUCCGCGAGGAAGAAGCUCCGAUUCAGCUUGACGACUAUGACGAGCACUCUGGCAAUCAUGCUUGGUAGCGUGACUGAAAGCUUUCUCACUGGAUCCGAUGAAGAGAUGUACACUCCUCCGUUCACUAAUGCGUCGGCACAGAACAAAAAUACCUAUGUUCUGCUGGACAAACUAGUCAAAGAAGCCAAGCUAGAGCACUAUGUUGCUGGUACAGAAAGUGAAUAUCGCUUGGAGAAACGGCUUGUACGAUGUGUUCAAGAUAUCAAUCAGAAUAUGGGCGGGUUGCAGAGUGCAGCGGCCCUGCAGUUCCAGCUCCUGAAGCAAUCUCAACAGGAGCCUGCCAAUUUGGCACCCGACAAAAGCCCACUACUUGCACGGAAGAGUAGCACAGCCAGUCAACCCGGGGUGUGGUCUAUUUAUGGAGAGUCUGUCACUCUUACUCCAGUAAGAGAACGAGAAGAGGACGAUUUCUUGACAGAGGAGUCGCAGACCACCCCUGUUUCUGCUUUGAAUGGGGACCAACAGGAACGGGCCAUGACCGCCACGCCGUCACCGCAGCGGAUGUUUGAGGUUUUCAUUGAACAUUUGGGGCCAUCUAUGCAAUCAUUUGCCUUCACUCUCAAAGAGAUUCUUGAGGAAAUCCCUUUCGGUCCUGGCCCCGAGCACAACGUAUCGUUCAACACCAAGUUCUAUGGCAGCCUUGAUCGUGCUCUGCAGCUAUACCGAGAAGCUAGAGAAGAGGCCUUGGCCCUUGUCUACCGAGAAAGAGAUUUUGCCAAGAUUCAAUCCCCUGACGUUGAAGCUGAUCUUGAGGAAGUCUCUGCUAGCUGUGGUCAUUUCAGUUUUACCCUAAUGGAAUUUGGAGAGCAAUUGAAAGAUCUGCUUCAAAUUUUGGAUGAGCUGAAACUCGAAUGUGAAGAACGCCCACGGGGGCGAACAUGGAACUGGCUGAAGUUCUGGCGGUGGUUCGGAGAGCAAGAACCAGAUACUGCUACUAAUGAUUACCCGAAUCUACCCCUUACAAACUCGGGACGUCCUCACCUUCGCAAAGGACAUUCAUCUCUGGAAAGCGGGUACACUGCUGAGAUCCGUUCUCAGAAUAGAGUCACAUACCGAGUGUGGAAGUCUCUGGGUUUUCUGCGGCGGGACGAGACAAAGUAUGCUAUCAAAGUCGGCGUUGGUGCUGCACUGUACGCACUCCCCUCGUUCAAUUCUGUGACACGCCCUCUAUUCACGUCUUGGAGGGGUGAAUGGGGGCUUGUUUCUUACAUGUUGGUCUGCUCUAUGACGAUUGGAGCGUCUAACACAACUGGAUAUGCUCGAUUUCUCGGCACGUGUUUGGGAGCUUGUUGCUCAAUAGCUGCCUGGUAUGCGUCAGGUGGAAAUGUUGUUGCUCUCGCCUUCAUGGGCUGGCUCAUGGCAACAUGGACUUCUUAUAUAACGUUGGUGAAGGGACAAGGCCCCAUGGGUCGGUUCAUCAUGCUUACAUACAAUCUGUCGGUUCUAUACGCUUACUCAUUAUCUGCGAACGACAAUGAUAACGACGAAGAUGAAGGUGGUACCCAUCCGAUCAUCACGGAGAUUGCACUCCACCGUGUGGUCGCAGUACUGAGCGGCUGCGUCUGGGGAAUCAUCGUUACAAGGAUGAUAUGGCCAAUCAGUGCAAGAUCGAAGUUGAAGGAUGGACUGAGUCUCCUGUGGCUACAGAUGAGUCUGAUUUGGAAACGUGAUCCAUUGUCAAUGAUGGUAAAUGACAAGCCUGUCACCCCGUAUCUCACCGUUCGCGAAAAACUGCAAAUCGAACGGUUUCUGUCCAAUUUGGAGACACUGCAUGCCGCAGCCAAGUCGGAAUUCGAGCUGCAAGGUCCUUUUCCUGAACUCGCAUAUCGAAAUAUUAUUAACCGUACCCGAGGCAUGCUAAAUGCCUUUUAUUCUAUGAACAUGGAGAUAUUGAAGAACCUCACUGCUUCAGAAGGUGAACUGAGUUUGCUGCAGUACACAACCCAAGAGCGUGUGCAACUAUCAUCUCGCAUCAGUCACUUGUUGUCAGUUCUUGCAUCUUCGAUGAAACUCGAAUAUCCCUUGAAUGAUGCUCUGCCAAAUAUACAACAUGCGCGCGACAGACUUUUGGCUCGCAUCUUUCACUACCGCCUGGAAAGCGAGGUGUCGCUGCACACCACCGAUAGCGACUAUGCGCUGCUCUACGCAUACGUGCUGGUUACGGGACAGUUGGGAAGCGAAAUAAGUGCGCUUGUUGCAGAGAUCAGUCGACUCUUUGGUGUCUUAAACGAGGAUGUCAUCGAGCUCCAGUAG
Messenger RNA from Talaromyces atroroseus, 4872 nucleotides. RefSeq lists its product as hypothetical. The coding region runs from base 1 to 4872 and encodes 1623 amino acids. The transcript has 8 exons. Gene Ontology annotation, molecular function: protein binding. NCBI's taxonomy places the organism in Eukaryota, Fungi, Ascomycota, Eurotiomycetes, Eurotiales, Trichocomaceae. The record is from RefSeq and is a predicted model, not a curated record.